UCACUUGUAGCAAUAACGCAUUUAUACCUGGGGUUCGUGUGUGUAUACACAACCAUUGAUUGACAGUUCUUACACUUUGCUUUUACUUUAAAAAGAAGUCCCUCUUGCUGUUACCGCAACGUACGGAAGAAAGCGGCACACCGUUUUUGAGACAGGGCUCACGUGACAGCCGUCCCACGAAAGAGGGCUGGCUGACACCGGUGCAGCGGUAACAACAACAGUAACAACCUGAUCUUUUUUCUUUAAAAUCUCCUUGUGAGGAGGGCUUUUGUUUUGAAGGCGCCAGGCAGCGGAAGUGGCGCAGCAGCUUCCGCCACUUGUGUCGAUGUGGUUCGGCUCAGCUCGGCUUGGUCCAGAGCGGCGGCAGCUAGCGCGGUAACGGAGCCGGACGUUCGUGAGAGACCGUGACGGAAGCAUGGCGGCCCCGGCUCUGUCGGCGGGCAGCCUCGGGAACAGCCCCACCGCGGCCGCCGGGAGGCUGCCGCACGGCGGCGGGCCCGACCUGGACUUCAGGUCGGGGGCCCGGAUGGAGGACCUGAACCGGCUGAUCCAGGAGUUCAGCAAGCACGACCAGCGGGAGUACGACGACCAGCGCGCCCUGGAGAUCCACACGGCCAAGGACUUCAUCUUCUCCAUGCUGGGGAUGGUCCAGAAGCUGGACCAGAAGCUGCCAGUGGCCAACGAGUACCUCCUCCUGUCGGGUGGUGUCCGCGAGGGUGUGGUGGACAUGGACCUGGACGAUCUGAACGUCUACGCCCGUGGCACAGACUACGACAUGGACUUCACCCUGCUGGUUCCGGCGCUCAAACUCCACGACCGGAACCAGCCGGUGACCCUGGACAUGAGGCACUCGGCUCUGGGUCACUCGUGGCUCAGCCUCCGCCUCUUUGACGAAGGAACCAUCAACAAGUGGAAGGACUGCUGCACCAUCGUGGACCACAUCAACGGCACCACCAACUACUUCUUCUCUCCAACGCUGGUGGCAGACUGGUUCUACCAGUCCAUCUCUCUGGUGCUCCUGGAGGUGCAGAAGAAGCCCCAGAGAGGGAUGCCGAAGGUGGAGAAGGUGGAACGGAACGGAACCAUCAUCUCAGUGAUCCUCGGCGUGGGCAGCAGCCGGAUGCUGUACGACAUCGUCCCCGUGGUGUCGUUCAAAGGCUGGCCGGCCGUGGCUCAGAGUUGGCUGAUGGAGAACCACUUCUGGGACGGGAAGAUCACAGAGGAGGAGGUCAUCAGCGGCUUCUACCUGGUCCCCGCCUGCUCCUUCAAGGGCCGCAAGGAGAACGAGUGGCGCCUGUCGUUCGCUCGCAGCGAGGUGCAGCUGAAGAAAUGCAUCUCGUCCAGCCUUAUGCAGGCGUACCAGGCCUGCAAGGCCAUCAUCAUCAAGCUGCUGUCCCGGCCCAAAGCCGUCAGCCCCUACCACCUGCGCAGCAUCAUGCUGUGGGCCUGCGACCGCCUGCCCUCCAACUACCUGUCCCAGGACGACUUCUCCGCCCACUUCCUGCUGGGCCUGAUCGACGACCUGCAGCACUGCCUGGUCAACAAGAUGUGUCCCAACUACUUCAUCCCGCAGUGCAACAUGCUGGAGCACCUGUGUGACGAGACCGCCAUGCUCCACGCCCGCAAACUCUCCUCGGUGCGCUCCGACCCGGCCGAGCACCUGCGCACCACCAUCGAGCACGCCAAGGCCGCCAACAGGCUGACGGUGGAACUGCAGUGGCGGGGCAGCUCCACCAACCUGCCGUCUCCGCAGUCGGACGCGGGCGGAGAAAACCAACCCGACGACCGGCUGGCCAAGAAGCUCCAGCAGCUGGUCACCGAGAACCCCGGCAAGUCCAUCUCGGUCUUCAUCAACCCAGACGACGUCACGCGGCCGCACUUCCGCAUCGACGACAAAUUCUUCUGAGACUGAGCUCCUCCCUGUCCCCGCCCCCGAUGCCCCGCCUCCUCUGGUUUUUGUACUUUUUUAUGUUUCUGCCACAGAGUGAAGUGAGGUGAUCGUGUAGUUCUCCACCGGUUUUUAUUUUUGUAUUCCUCCCUCCCUUCUCUCACUGUGUGCCCUGUCUUCUCACCUGCUGAAGGCCUUUCCCAACAUCAGCAGGAUGGUCUCAAAGAAACCGGGACAGAAACCCAUCUCAGAACCCAGCUGCUGAUGAACCCACCGGACCUGAAACCACCUCUGAGAACUUUCCUCUUCUGUGUUUCCUCCUGAAAUCAAGAGUUGGUCAAAAGUUCUGCAGAACAAUCAGAUUAGUUCAGUUGAUCCAAACCUGGAGCUCUGAUCCAGCAGAGGAGCCAGAAUCGGGCCGAUGCCGGAUCUUCAGGACCGGGAGUGGGCCGGAGUCUGCAGCAGUUUUGGGUCUGAAGGUGGAUUUCUGUCUCUCUGAGGAAUGUCUCCGGCCCGCCGGGCCUCGAUGGUACUAACGUCUUAGAGCUAACUGUAAAUAGAAGAACACGGACUGAGAGGCGGACAGACCAGAACGGACUGUCCGCCGUGAUUUUGUCUAAUUUUGCACAGAAUGUACAAACACUACUGUUCCUCCUGAUUGUGGACGUUCUGAAAUGUCUUACUGUGGCGGACGGACGGGUCUGGACCCGAGGACGGUCGUGCGGGGAGAACCCGGCAGCCUCACUGCUGCUCUCUCCCAGAAAUCCUUUCUACGCCGAUGACCUCAGAUUUACCUGUGUAGCAGGUGUGUGGACACCUCCCACCCCCCAGGAACCUGUAGAGCGCUUAGAGCGAAGUCUGAUUGGAAAAUGGAACCUCAUGAAAUGUUUCCAGCUCCUUCCGAUUCGGAAUCUCCGCUCUUAGAAGAUCCGUUUGGGACGUCGGUGGGGUUGAAGUCCUGCUGUGAUGUCACCGCCUCCUUGCUUGGAGAACCCUUCAUGACAUCACGGUUCUUUGGUUCCACAAACAGACGUGUCACCAAACACCUGAAAGCGAGUCUACAUCCGGGCGGUCUGGUGGGAUGUCCCGGAUGACGCACCAGAACCGUGUGGUCCAAAGUGUGGCUCUGGUUUAGAGCCAUGUUCUGGUUCAGUCCGGUUUGAUUUUCCAUCUUCCAAUCGGUGGUUGGUAGGCGUGUCGAAGCAAAUGAAGCGAAACAAACUGCUAACGGCGUGUUCCACUGUUUUCUGUGCCUCUCCCAGAGUGGAUUUCCAAGGGCUAGAUGAGGACAGGCCGUUUGGGCUCCCCCUCCUGAAGAGCGAGGCGGGGCUAGAGGAGGACCAGAUGUUUAGGCUCCGCCUCCUGUAUAGUGAGGCGGGGCUAAAGGAGGACCAGAUGUUUGGGCUCCGCCUCCUAAAGAGCGAGGCGGGGCUAGAGGAGGACAGGCCGUUUGGGCUCCGCCUCCUGUAGAGCGAGGCGGGGCUAUAGGAGGCGGAGCCCAACUGGCCGGUCCUCCACUAGCCCUUGGAAAUCCACUAUGACCCAGUUAGGUCAGGAGGAUGUACUGAAAAUACACACCGGGCAAACCGAACCGUGCUGAGGCAGCACCUUCAGUUUCAGAACUUAGAGAGGGGAGUUCUGGUCCGGCUGAACGAAGGUUCUGGUUGGCUGUGAAGAACAUUCAGCUGUCAGCUGGGAGGGACAGAAGCUCAGGACCUGGUGGGACAUCCUGUCCGUGUUUCUCACACCUGCUGCUCACAGAUCUUCUCUCUCAGGUGAACCCGCCGCUGUGCGACCGUCCUCUGGUGCGCGGCGCCGUCCUCUGGCGCCGUCCACUCUGCACCUGGUCCUCUUCACGUCCUGACCAGUUCCUUCUUUUUUCUGACCCCACUUUCUGCUGCUUCUUCAAGUCUCCAUGUUGUCCCUUCAGCUCCUUGAAGCCGCUCAGCCGGUGCCGCUCCACACGGGUUCUGGAGAACAUCAGACCGAAGCUGGCGGUUCUGGAGCUGAACCGGACCCAUUUUGUGUUGUGUGAAAGUCCAAACCAAAAAAGUCCUGCUGAAAUCUCACUGGUGAUGUAAUGUUCUCCACGGAUCCUCAUCCUGAAGUGCAAUUAGUGAGCAGCCACACUCAUGCAUGCACACGCCAUGUAGCAUCUGGCCCCGCCCACAGGUCUCUACACCCUCAAAGUGCCGCGCCCCCACUCGGUGAAUGUGCCCCGUGUUCUCUGCUCACAACCUUCCGACUGUGACCUCUGGUUGACCUUUCAGCUGGCAGCUCCUCCGGCCGUUCACGGCGCCGUGUACAGCACAGCCCUCAUAAAGUCUUCUGACCUGA
Molecule: messenger RNA, 4225 nt
Organism: Oryzias latipes (Japanese medaka)
Lineage: Eukaryota; Metazoa; Chordata; Actinopteri; Beloniformes; Adrianichthyidae
Product: nucleotidyltransferase MB21D2
Source: RefSeq, a predicted model, not a curated record